Molecule: messenger RNA, 4216 nt
Organism: Monopterus albus (swamp eel)
Lineage: Eukaryota; Metazoa; Chordata; Actinopteri; Synbranchiformes; Synbranchidae
Product: ADP-ribosylation factor-like protein 4C
Exons: 1
Coding region: 912-1496 (194 amino acids)
Molecular function (GO): GTPase activity; GTP binding
Source: RefSeq, a predicted model, not a curated record
CAACUUCAAGAGCCUUCACACCUGUAACUGAUGGAACAACGGCACAAGAACAGACAGACAGCAAACAAUCAGCUUUAUAUUUAGCGAAAUAUGAGAUGAAACGUGACAAAAAGACACGUUAUUUUUUAUAGACAGUGCACAUGUUAAUCCACAUUACUUGUUUAUAUUUUUAUUAUGAAAAUAUAACAUCGCAGUCACGUGUUUUGCUAUAUAUUUAUUUGACUCCUAGUUGUAGGAACAGUGUUGGAAACGUUGUUCCCACAUGUCACCACCCGGUGUCAGAAUUCUGCAGCGCAGGUUGCUCAGUGCGCAGAGGAAAUACUGCAGCAACAAUUCAAUAGAAUACCUUUCAAAAUAAGAUCCCCUUCGACCUGAUCGCCGUAUAUUAGCUUUUUCCCCGAACCGGAAAAUACUUUUCCUCAUGUAACUUGACGCAUCGCUAUAUGCCAACGUUUAGAGGCUGGUCCACGCGUCACAAAAGCAUCACUUGUGUAUGUGUGUGUUACUACAUGCAAAGCAGUUGGAGACAUACACAGAUGCAGAGCCGCGAUGUGACAUUCGGCCACGUGUAAUUUGCGCAUUUGGAGAGGGGUGCGCACUGUGAGCGCGCCGCUGUAUGUGAUGAUUUGACUGUUUCUGGAUGCUCUUGGAGGGAGUCCAGGGAUGCUGCGGCUUGUCUGGCUCUCGGAGUGCCGCCGCACAACGUGGGGCUGCGCCCUCCAAGUCUGCUGAACGGCUGAGGCUCGGGUUUUUGCGCGUUUUCUGCCCGUUCGCGACCUUGUGCUUUGAAUCUCACCAGGGGAAUAACGCGCUAUGGCUCGCGACUCGGACAUUUAAGUACCUCCUGCCAUCAUAUCGCUCGCUCCUGGGACUGUGGGUGUGCACGCUGUUCCUCCUUCCCAGGCUCCAAGAUGGGGAAUAGUUUUUCUAAUUUGGCCGCUUUCCAGUCCUUGCACAUAGUCAUGCUCGGCUUGGACUCUGCGGGCAAAACCACCGUGCUGUACAGGCUGAAAUUCAACGAGUUCGUCAACACGGUGCCCACCAUCGGUUUCAACACGGAGAAGAUCCGGCUGGGCGGCGCGGGGGCCUCCAGGGGCAUCAGCUGCCACUUCUGGGACGUCGGGGGACAGGAGAAGCUGCGGCCCCUGUGGAAACCCUACAGCCGGUGCACGGAUGGAAUCGUGUACGUGGUGGACUCCGUGGACGCCGAGAGGCUGGAGGAAGCCCGGACCGAGCUGCACAAGAUCACCCGGUUCUCGGAGAACCAGGGGACCCCCCUGCUGGUUAUCGCCAACAAGCAGGACCUGCCCCGGGCGCUGGAUGUCGGGGAGAUCGAGAGGCAGCUGGCCCUGGCCGAGCUGAGCCCCUCCACGCCAUAUCACGUCCAGCCGGCCUGCGCCAUCAUAGGAGAGGGACUGGAUGAGGGCAUGGACAAGUUGUAUGAGAUGAUACUGAAGAGGAGGAAGUCACUGAAGCAGAAGAAGAAGAGACAGUGAUGGCUGAUUUGAGCUGGAUAAUGGAGAUAAAUAGCUAUGAUAAAUCCCUACUAUAGAAAUAUUAUGGAAUAAUUUUACAGUGAGCAGUAGCAGAUAAAAACACAAACAAGCAUAGCUGUCAUUAUUGAUCACAACAGAACUAUAUGGAUAUAUGAUGGAAAUAUAUUUAUAGUGAUGCCACAUGAACUAAAAAUACAUAGUCAUUAGGAUUCAUUCAUUCCUGUGGGAAUGAAUGAAGAUAGACGAGAUGAAACUUCAUUUAUCAACUCUUGUAUUCACAGAGAGCAACUAGGUGAUCGAAUGACAAAAUCAUGGAUUCAAGAAACUCAGAAUAACCAUAAUAGUCUUGAGUUGAUGGGAAAAUGCUAAUGUUUGAACUCUCUUUACAGGCUGAUAUUGGCGCUCUCUGUGAGAGAGUCCCUGAUGUAGGAAUAUUAAUAGGAUCGUUUCAAUAGGGAUGUCUGCAUUAUAGCGAUGUUUUCAAAGUGUAUGGAUCUACUGACAGGGCUCACUGCUGUGUUGUGCUGUGCACAGUUGUAAAUGUGAUUAGGGAUGCCCUGAUGCACUGCUGGUGUUUAAAGCUGCACGAUGAUGUGAUGCCAAAGAUGAUUCCCCUGUGAAGACACAACACUGUCAUACUUCCAUCCUCCACUGUGUAAGUCUUAUUAAUCAACUAGCUCACUGGAGUCUCAACUCUAUAAGAACCCUUUUUCAGAAUCCAGCUUUUGGGGCAUUGUUGCUGAGCAGACAGUAAGGUAAAUCUUCAAAAUAUGUCUUUUAUGAUGCACUGGGUUCGGCACUGUCUUUGUAGAAACAAGCUGUUUCUGAGAGAAAUUUGCCAAACUGCAGUGGUUUAAGAUGAAACUCACCUGACCGUUUAUUGUUUUGCAUGUGCAGUGUGUCUUCUUCAGAGAACCAUCUUUGAGUACACCUCCCCUGGAAGCCAUAUCAACAGUCCCAGAAUCCACCUCUGUGAACAGCUGAUAUUGUUUUUACACAACUCAGGAGAGCUUACUGCUUCGUCCGAUUCAUUUGGACCGUUUUUAUUGAAUUUACCACAGCAUUGUUCAACUAUACGUGUAGCUCUUGGUUUCUCAUUUAGCCUGGGUGCAGCAAGGCCAACUUUCUUCCAAAAGCAGUAGCAGCUAGUUGCUAACAAACGUUACCAUAUGUUAGUUUACAGCUUCAUAUAUUUGCUAUAGAGAGUUGGGGCCUUCAGUUAAUCUCCUGCUGUACUGAUGUUCUGCCAAAUACUUGUAGUGAGCACAUAAAUCAUGUACCUGUAGCCAGAAUGGUUGCUAGUAGAUUUUUAGGGUCAGGGAUAUAGCAACACUUAUGAACACUAACAAUGGCUUUGGCCUGGUUUAUUGAUGUUUAAAAAAAUAUGCCAGACUUUGUUAGUGAAGAAAACCCAAAACAACUGGACUUGUUCCUGGUGUUUCUACAGUCCACCAAGCUUUUACAGGAUCAAGACAGGCGUUUAAUGUCUGAUCCUUUAAUCUGUUGAUGAUUUCUUAUACCAUCAAUUAUUUUGAUAACCAGUUGUCCAAAAAUAGUGAAAAAUGCCCAUGACAAAUUCCCAGCUCUCUUCAAAUAGCAUUUCCUCAUCACAUUUGACACUUGAGAAGUAACUUAAACAAUUAACUGGUUGUCAAAUAGCUGCUGAUCUACAAACCAGAGCAAAAUAUUUUUCAUACAGUCAUGAUAAGAUCCAAAAUUUACAAGUGGAAAUAUCAAUCUAAAGUGUCUGUGGAAGAAAAGCCUGAACCUUUACUCUGUUUUGAAGCUGACUUAACGAUUUAUCAGUUAAUUGUUUCAGUCCUCACAGUCCACAAAAAUUCACUGUUUUUAUUUAUUUGAGAUAGCCUGUGUCUGGUACAUGUAUUUCUUCUUCUGCAGCUAAUAAAACUACACCAUGACAAGUGAAAGAUUUGAGACACAUCCACAGACAAACUCAAAAUCUGUUUGAUAUCUAACACACAGUUGAUUUAAAAGCUCAGUGUUCUUAUUUUUUGUGUAUCAGCUGUUCCUCAGAGUAGUGAAAAGGUGUUAUAGUGCGUCCCAGACCGCAUCGACCUGCCGGCAGUGACAGGACAGAAAGACGUGGCACAAAGUGUUAUACAAAGCAACAGGCUGGAACCUGUUCAGCUGCUCCUAACAAUGAGUUUUCCUCUUAAUGAUUUAUUUAAUUAUUAAUGGUUCCUCUAGUUGAAUGAUAAACCAAAAUGUGCUGUGUGCCAGAGGUUUUUUAAAUCAAAUUUAGCCCCCAACCCUCACAGAGUUAGCACAACACUCAGACUGUCUUUGGUCUUAACUGGCAGGACUGUUGAAUGUCUCACAAGGACUGUUGUCAUAUGCCUCGUUCACAUCAAAACAGAAGAAACGGGAUGAAAUCUUAUUGCUGCAGCUUGAUUUUAAAACACGUUACUCCAGGUUUUAAAUAGAGCUGAUUGUGUUUUGAACAUUUGGUAACUUGGUCUUAAUUGUGACUACCACCAGAGACAGACAUGAAUGUUAUGCUUUUGCAGUUUGUGUGAACGUGGCAUCCCCUUUUUGCAGAGAUCAGUCAAGCUGUGUUCAACGUUGCAUGACAGCUACUAUACUUCAGACAGUGUAAAUGACACCGUGUAGUGUUACAGCCAAGGUGCAGCAAGACCAAACGAUGUACUACAUGCCAAAAUGGAAAAAGUAUUUUUGGGAUUAAACUCUUUGUAAUUGCA